AUGGCCGGGAUUGGUAGCAACAGGUAAGCUUUAUUUGUUGCACUUCUGGCCAUUGUGUCACUAUUAACGGAGGCAAAUGUGACAUUAAGUUGUUGUCAUUAUUAUUAUUUUCCAAUCUAGUGCCAUUGGUGUGCUCAGCAGUUGACAAAGUUCAAGAAUAGCAUUUCCUCCAGUAUAUCCCUUUAGGCUUAAAUUACAUUGGCAUCUGGGUUCUAAGGGCCAAGCUUUACACAGCAGAUUGCAAAGCUGUACGACGGGCCAAAUUUGGACCAAGCGCACCACAAAGGGCAAAAACAUACGAGCUCUGCCGGAUCAGGCGAAAGGCCUAUCUAGUCCAGCAUUUUCACAAUUUAUCUAGGAAAUGGUGUCUAUCACUACAUUUUGCAGUAGCAAAUUCCACAAUUUAACUUGGUGCUGGGUGGAGAAGUCCUUAUUUUUCCCAGUCAUGAAUUUUCCAACAUUUGGCUGAACUGGAUGUCCAUAAGUUCUAGGACUCAGCUAUACAGCUGCAAAUAUAACGUUUUAAGUGAAUUAUACAAAUGUGACACUAGAUGGCGAUGGUGAGCUAGUGGCAAAUUCAAUAUAUAUAUAUGUUGAAAAUGUUUUUUAAAAAAGCAUUUUCACAUCAUUUUUAUAUGUGUGUAGAUUCCACCCUAGUGUCAUGAGGGAGAAAAACAUCUCUCUGUCGCUUUCUCCACACAAUGCAUGGUUUUAGACACCGUGAUCAUGUCUCCCCUAAAAAGUCUCAAUGUUGUAACCUUUCCUCACAGGGGAGUUGGGGGUGGGCUGGAGGAAACUGCAUUCAAACAUAACUACAUAUGAGUGCUAGUUGGCGCCCAAAGGGGUUAAGAUCACAGAGUUCUCAGACCCAGAAUCCGUGAGGGAGAAUGUGAAGCUGCUUCUUUUCUUUUCGCUCAUUCUCUUUGCACCAUGUAAAUGACCAGGAUGGACAUUUCUCCUGAACUUUCUCCAAGCUCAGGACAUGCAUGUUUGAAACUACAGUGGUACCUCGGUUUACAAACUUAAUCCGUUCCAGAAGUCCGUUCUUAAACAGAAACCGUUCUUAAACCGAGGUGCGCUUUCCCUAAUGAGGCCUCCAGCCGCCAGUAACCUUCCACUGUUCGGCUUCCGUUCUUAGACCGAGGUAAAGUUCGCAAACCGGGACACUACUUCCGGUUUUGCAGAGUUCGUAAACAGGACUGUUCUUAAACCGAGGUUCCACUGUACAUUCUGUAUUUUGUUCGUUGUGUUCUCCUUGCUGCUACAUGGAACAACUCAUGAAUCAGACCUUUAGAUUUAGUAAGUAAAGUAUUUUAAACUUACUUAAUAGUGUGUGGUCUGUUCAUUGCAAGAAGGGUAGAGAGAGGGGCAAAGAGCUUUAAAGCAGACAAUAUGGGCCUAACAGUCCAUAUUCCCCCACUUUACUGUUUUUAACUUUGUUGGGGGCUCUCUCCUGCUGGAGAGUGUGCAAAGCCCUGUGUUUUGAAGCUAGGCAUCCAGCUGAUUCUUUUGUUAAUUACACACCCAAGGGUCAAAUCUAUUUUCUUCCCACAGUGGGGUGGGGAGCUCUAUCAAUUUGUUUAGGCAAUUGGGCAGCAGGCAAUUCUUUCAGCCUCAGCCUGCACAGUCUGCUAUGUAAGGGUUAUAAUACUGUCCUACCUUAUAAGGUUCUUGUAAGGUUUAGCGAGACAAUAUGGGUGUUCUGUUUGUUUCAGAGCUUUGUAGCACUCCAAGGUUUUGCUGUUUCCCCUCAUAAUUUGAUUUGUUAUGAGUAAGAAAACGGGAGAUGGAGAAAGAAGCCUGAAGUUUACUCAGAUACCUAAACUGUUGUCGCCAAAAGGACAAAGAGCCUUGGAGCACCUUAAAGAUGCCACAAGACUCCUUGUUGUUUUCCAGAGGAUCGGAUCAUUGAAGAACUUUCCCUGCAAAGAAAGCUAAGCUAAAACAUUUGGGGGGUUUACAGGGUGGUGGUGGUAAAGCAAGAUAUGACUUGGUAGACGUUUGUAACACUAUACGUACAGAAGAAAAUGGAUAGUCCAUCUAUUUCUUCCUGUCCCACAAUGAUUAGAAAGGGGGGUAUCCUCUCACAAAACUGACUGGAAGCUAGUUGAGAAGAAGUCAAGGAAAGCACUUCUUCAAGCAAAUACAUGGAAUUCAACACUACAAUAUGUUGUGAGGGCCGGCCACUAGCUCCAAUGGCUUCCUACCCAUGGAGGAAGGGAGCUAGAGGAAGAGCUAUAUUACAGUGGUACCUCGGGUUAAGUACUUAAUUCGUUCCCGAGGUCCGUUCUUAACCUGAAACUGUUCUUAACCUGAAGCACCGCUUUAGCUAAUGGGGCCUCCUGCUGCUGCCGCACCGCCGGAGAACGAUUUCUGUUCUCAUCCUGAAGCAAAGUUCUUAACCCGAGGUACUAUUUCUGGGUUAGUGGAGUCUGUAACCUGAAGCAUAUGUAAUCCGAAGUACCACUGUACUAAUGACAGCUAAACUCAGCCUCCACAGCCAGAGGCAGUCUACCUUCAAAUGUCAGUCUAUCUCAGGGAUACUGGCGGGGAGGCAUCAGGAGAAGACUUGUGGGGUUUUGUUACAGGCAUCUCUGGUUGGCACUUAUUUGGAAGCAGGAAGAGUUGGACUUUUCGCUUUCCUUAGGCUCUUUGAUCCCUUUCUGCAGGCUCUAAAUCGCCUUUGUCACUCCCUUAUAUUUCCUGCAACUCCACCCCUUCCCCUCCAGGGGGCGACCUUUCUCGGACUCGCUAGCCGCCCGCCUCUAUGCUCCCGGUCUGUCUCCUGCGCCAAGUGGUCUAUAACCUGCCGAGGGGCGGAGAAGAGAAGAGAACGCCGCGCUGGCCAUUGGAUUCGCUGGGUAGCGAAGGCACCGCAGAUCUAAGAAAAAGAGAGACCUAUACGCCAUCGUCGCGCUCCCGAGCGAGAACUUCCGGCCUGAAAGCGGACUGUUCCUUUCCUUGCCGGACGCAACUUCCGAUGCGGAACGUAGAGAUAAGAAAACAGCCGCCGGGGCGACGUAUCUAUGGCGGCGUUCCCUUUCCCGCCGGAAGUUAUGGCUAUCUCUGACAACAGAGCGGAGGAGGGAAAGGUCCUUCGGACAAUGAAACCAUAGAGUGGGAGCGGGGAGGAGAGGCCGCUCUGCCUCGCUGGGAGCCGGAGAGCUCUAUGCUGCGUGGCGGGGGCUCCAGCGGGAGAGCUCGGGAGGCCUGGAGCAGCUGAGCGGCCAGGUGGGGAGAGAGGCCCGUUGGGUAGGUAGGGGCGGGGGCCAAGGCGCGGGGGGGGGGAAGAGGUGCUGCCGGCCCCCAAAUAUGGGGGGGCUGCUGUCCCACCACACCUGGGGUGGGGGAGGGGAUGGUGCCCCCCACACCUGGGGAGCUGUUCAACACCCCCCCCCCGCAUAGACGUUGCUGGUGGGGGCUUUUCUUCCCCAAUAAACAUAGUUAGGAUGGAGCUGGCGUCCUCCAUACCUGGGGUGGUGUCCCCCCCAAAACACAACGGGGGUGGGAAGGGUUGGUGGCCCCUCAGCUGUGGGGCCACCCCAGUUAUGGUGGUAUUUCCCCUCCCACACACCUAGGGUGGCCCCACAACUGGGGUGCUGCUCCCUCACAUAAACACAGCUGGGUUGGGGGGGAAAGGGCUGGCGUUUCCCCACACCAGCAGCACAAUGGGUGGGGGGGAAGGGCUGGUGGGUCCCUCCACAGCUGGGUUGGCACAUCUGGAAGAGGCUGGUGCUCCCUACCCAUCCUCCGCCAUAAAUGCAUCUGUGGUGGGUUGAUGUGCUCAUUACAUGCAUGCACACACAGAGAUGGUCACCAGCAGGAGGGAUGGGAGAAGGCCUGGUGUCUCCCCCCCCCAGAAAAACACCUGGGGUGGUCUUUGUUUGGGGGGAGAACUUAUUUUUCUUCUAACAGUUUAAUGGUAUUACCAGGUCACUGUUGUCCGUCCCCCCCACACACAGCUGCUUAGGUUGAAGGGGAGGGACUGGCAAAGAGCUAGGUGGUCACCAAGAUGGAUAGAGGUGGGGAUUGGGGCUGGUAUUUUGAGGUGGGGCUGAAAGAGGGAAAGUAAGGAUGGAGGAUCAAGUCACAAGGGCAGGUGCCUGGUAUGCAUAUUCAAUGGGGUUGCCUGGCUCAGGAAGGGUGAGCAUGUGGGGAGGUCAGAAGAAUAUUAAUGGGGGGAGAGAGAGAGAGAGAAGAGGGAGCCUAUGGCAUGGCUAGUAGUGGGAAGGGGGUUUAGUGCAUAGCUGUCAACGUUUCCUUUUUUUAAAGGGAAAUUCCCUUAUUCCGAAUAGGAUUCCUCGCAAGAAAAGGGGAAAGUUGACAGCUAUGGUUUAGUGUGUUAGGGUUGUAUCCAGCUAAGUCCUACUCAGAGCAGACCCACUGAAAUGAACAGCCAGGUCCAUUCAUUUCCAUGGGUCUACUCUGAACACUGGAGACAACCCAUGAACUCUUAAGGAAGGAGAUGUGAAAAUGGAGCCCCUUGUGCUGAGUGGAUGGGGGUGAUACCUGGGAUUGGGGAGGCCUGAGUUUCAGGAAGGAAUCAAAAUGGUACAGCAGGGAGAUCUGGGUGGUGGUGGAGGGACAUGGACCGUUGCCUCUUUUUGGGAGAUAAUGGGGAAGAUUGUACUGUAAUUCAGAAGAAGGUACUAUGGAUUAAUCCAAGGAGGAGAGUAUGGGGUGCAUCUGCGAAAGAUGGGGGCAUUUUGCUUCUUUUAAGAUGCAGAUGAGACACACAAAGACCCUGAAAAGAGUAUUACCCUGUGGGGAUGGUGUGGGGCAGGAUGUAGAUGUAGAGGGAGAACAGAGGAGAAAUCUUCUGUGGGUAGAGGCAAGGUAGAGAAGGGAGGGAGGUCUAGAAGGAGAAGUCAGGCUGGCUGGCUGGCUAGCUGAGAUCCAGGAAAGAAUUAAAAUGGUGCCUGGUGAGGGGGAAGGAGGUGCAAAGUUGUUUUAUUGUAUUUUUAAUAAUUUGUUGUAAGCCGCCCAGAGUGGGGUACAAAUAAUGAAUUGAUGAUGAUGAUGAUGAUGAUGAUGAUACACUUUGGGGUAGAAGGUUUAGAACAGGGAGAUGCAACAAUGCAAAUUGCUUGGUGGGAGAAAUGAGAUUCUGGAGAAAUAAAGACUUGAAGGAAAGUGAUAUUAUUUCAUAAUUAUUAUCACUUUAUUCGUAGGCCACCUUUUCCCCCCAUCCCUCCCAAAAUGAUGCUCAAAGUGGCUUAUUACAAUGAGAUCAGAAUAGACAAUUUCAUAAUAAAAGUAAUAGUUGUGGGUUUGCUUUAGAGGAUGGAGGAGAUUUGAGGUCCUGGUGGGAGUAAUUGUGAACAUGGCAAAAAUGUGAACAGGGCCUUGUGGCUUUGGGGAGGGAAGUUAGAAUUCCACGGGAUGUUGUGACUGUUUCUUUUUUGGACAUGCAUGGAGUACACCUUUAUAAUUUAAAGAGAUGGGGAUUUGGUGUCGGCAAAGACCCAGCAGUCAAAGUAAGAAAGACAAAACUGUACAUAUUCAAACCAGGGAAAAAGGAGAUUGGCCCUGAAUGUGCAGGAGCAGAGGAGGGAAUGACAAAAGUAUUAAACAAACAUCCUCCAGGUUAUGUUGUUAUGCUGAAUGCACUUUGAGCACAGUAAGGCUGCCCACAGGAUCCUGGGAACUGUAGCAUACUGCUCCCAAAACUACAAUUCCCACCAUGCUACAAUUCCCAUGAUUCUUUGCGGGAAGCCAUGUGCUUUAAAUGCAUGGAGUGUGUGUUCACAGCCUCCCUCUUCUUCGGAGAUGAUGGCACUUUCUACAUGUGAAGUUUUUCUUAAAGAAAACACAAGUAUGUUUCCCCUUGGGUUCUCCUCUUUUCUAGGGAACAAAGACUCUUGUGGCUAAUGGAUUUACUAUUCCCCACUUUUGUUUCCAGAAGAGCGAGCAGCUUUGCUAUCACCAGGCAGCACUGAGUGGAUUCUAGAUCCCAAGCCCUUCCUCUGGUUACGAUCCGGAUUGACGCCCUGCCACAGGUAGGAAGGGUUUGGAAUUAAUGUCACAUCCCAGUGCAUUAUGUAGUUCCUUUCGCCCCCAGUGUGGCAGUCUCAAAGUAUUUGCUUUAAAAGUAACAAAGUUUCUAGUCCUCAAGGUGGUGGGAGGUAAAUUUGAACACAGGGUGCCUGUUUGUUUGUUUUUUAAAAAAAUCCUUAACAAGAAAACAAAAGAUUGGGGGUAGCAACAACUCAGGGAGCAGGUUUCUUAGGAUGUUUUGCACAUGUACUCAGCAAAGAGGAAGGGGGGUAUCCUAUAUUCCAGCAGGUUGGCAAACUUUAUCCUUGCAUUCAUCCAAAUAACACUUUAAAAUGUACAGUGAACAGCAGAGUGUGCAGUUUGGCUCUGUAUGUCUCCCCUGUAUGGCCCUCGGAUCCCCGCCCGCAUCCUGGUUCCCGUGGCCUGAAGACAAAGAAGACUUUUGUGAGUCGAAAUAAACAAAUAUAAUUGAGGGGAGGAGUGACUAUAGCAAUGGCCUUCAGGUCCCCAAAUAGCUAUGUUUCCCACAGCUUGCUCAGAAACUGUAUCCCAGAAUUGCUUCAUGUCGUGGUCUGAGUCUGCUUAUUUUCUCUUCCCCUUUUUCCUUUUUGGCUUCAUCAGCAGGAAGUUAGUAAAGCUCUGUUUCUAUGAUGAGUUUUAUUUGUUCUUAUUUUCGAAUGGUUUUUAACAAUUUGUUUACGCUGCUUAGAAAUUCUGAUUCUGUUUGCUUGCUUGCUUGCUUGUUUAUACCCCGCCUUUUCCCCCUGAUAGGAAGCAAAGCCACUUACAGGUAAAAAAUAAGAGCCGGUAAAAACAGAAAAAGCAAUCACUGAAAAACAAUUAAACAUUGAUAAAAAUAAAACUGUAUACAUACAUAGGAUGUACUGAAACCAUACCAAUAAUUACAAUAAAAACAGCACCAGCCCUUUCCUUAGAAGCAGUCAGUUCCCAAAUGCCGGUUGGAACAAGAAAGUCUUCACCUGCAGGAGGAAGGACAACAAGGAGAGAGCCAGUCUAAUUUUUCUAGGGAGAGAGUCCCAAUGCCUUGGAGCAGCCACCGAGAAUAUUUAAAUAUUAAGUGUUAUUUAAAUGUCUUAAAUAAAUAAAUAAAUAACGACAGAGCCUUCCUAUACAGUGGCACCUUGGUUCUUGAACUUAAUCCAUUCUGGAAGCCCGUUUGACACCCGAAACUGUUUGAAAACCAAGGCGCAGCUUCCGAUUGGCUGCAGGAGCUUCCUGCCCUCAAGCGGAAGCUGUGUCAGAUGUUCAGCUUCUGAAAAACUUCACAAAUGGGAACACUUACUUCCGGGUAUGUGACAUUCGGGAGCCAGACGAUUUGUUCAGGAGCCAAGCCGUUCAAGAACCAAGGUACCGCUGUAUUCUUAAAGUGUGUGUGUGUGUGUGUGUGUGUGUGUGUGUGUGUGGUUUUUCCUGGCCAGGAGAAAAAGAGAUGUGGGAACUGAGGUUGUCAACUUGGAAGUGUUUCUUUCCCUUCUCCAUCUACCCCCUCCGCAACCUGAACGGUGCUUCUUCUUUUUCUACAGGUGGGCUUUUGUUGUGCCAGCCCCACUGAAACACUCAUGGCACUGAAGGCAGAAGCUCCCCUCUUGGACUACCUCAAGGUCUCUUUGAAGUGCAAAACGGAGAAGGAGAAGGAGAAAGUGGCCGCAGGGCAUCUGCUCCCCAGCUGCCCCCCAGUCAGGCUGGAUGGGCCCCACGCAGAUCCCGUGGACAGAGGUGGGGAACGUGCCCCUCUGGGGCGCAGGACAGGGAAAGUCCCUCCCCUCGCAUCAUCCUAGAACUCAGGCCCAACGAAGGCCAAUGCUUGAGGACAAAUGAAAGGAAAUACUUCUUCCCGCAGCACAUAGCUAAACUGGGGGAUUCCCUCCAGCAAGAUGCGGUGGUGUCCACCAACUUAAAAGAGGAUUAGGCAAAUUCACCGAGAACAAGGCGAUCAAUGGCUACCAGCCACAAUGGCCAUGUUCUCCCUCCCCUGUCUGUUGCUGGCCACUACAUGAAUUAGGUGCUGGAGGGGCUGCAGGCCUGAACCUGCAGGGCUUUUAUUGGGUUCUUAAGGUGGAAAAGGACCCCCAGCCUUGAGUUAGCCUGUGAAACAAUAGUAAGAGCUGUUUGUUGCCAUUGGAAAAAGCUUGAGCCAAUGAGGCUGACCUAGAAGAGAAGAGUGGAAGUCCUGUGGCUGCUCUCUACGUAAAAACCACCACCAUUCCUGCUGGUAGGCCACACUGGCUGUGGCUGAUGGGAGGUUCAUUCCCAGCGCCAUCCAUAGGGCAGCCAAGGACUCUCUCUCCCUGCCCUGACUCCAACUCCCAUCAGUCUCAGCCAGCAUGAUCAUGGGGGGUGAUGGGACUUGUAGUCCGGCAGCGUCUGGAGAGCAUCUCUGUUAGAGAAAGGAAGGGGGCAGAGCGCGCGCAAGGAAUCAGGGAUAUGGGAACUGUCUCCAAGGCUGGCGUCAGACCCCUCCUCCAUCCCAACGUGCCCCCUUUCUCACCCCCAGGAGAGCGACUGGUUGUAAUCCCGGUGGCCGAGGUUGGCCCAGAAGAGGCAGGCAGCUCCUGGAGUCAGGAGUACCUGAUUGCCGAGAGCUCGGGGGGCAGCCAGCCAGUGUGCAUGGUGUGCGGAGGCACCCUGAGUGCCUCGGGGCCUGUGGCCGCCCGCAAACACAUUCUGGAGCAUCACGCCCACUCGCUGGACUUCAGCUUCGAAGAGAAGCGCAACAUCCUGGAAGCCUGGAGCGAAGGGGUGGUGCUUCCUGAGCCAGAGCCACAACCUUCCCCUGCAGGUAACACACACCAACACAGAUCAGUGUUGUAUUAAAUGGUACCAUCUCCAGUUGGGUCUGGAAAAGGUUUUGGGUUUUGAGCAAAGUCGCCCUCCGUGUCUGCCUCUUCCAUUUCCUCUGUGCCUCCUGGAGAAGGGGCUGGGGGUGUCAGUGCAGUUUGCCAUCCUUUGGGGUUCCUUUUCCGGUCAGCAGAGUCACCCAGAAAGUCUUCCAGAAUCCAUUUCUUCACAAUUCAGCUCUUCUCUUGGCGAACGCAUACAUGGAAAUAAACACACCUCCCAUUUUGGUUCUUCUGAAUGCAUUUAUUGUUGAAUUAACACUACAUCUUAUAUAACCACUAGUCUAGUAAAGUAAAGUAAAACUAUGUUCAGAUAAUUAUUCUGUCUCACUCUGCUCUUCAGCCGUCUGGCCAGAGCAACAGCCUCCAACAUUCUCUCUCUCUCUCUCCCUGAUCCAUACCUUGCCUUAUAAAGAAACCUGUUGAUAAGGGGAAAACUUGUUGCCAAGGGCAGACUUGUUGCUAGGGCAAAAUCUUUCAAGAAUCAUUUCAAGUCAUUGUUUAAGACUACACUAACAGGAUGUUGGCAAACGUUUCAGCGGAAGUGUUUUUCUCUGCUCUUUAGCCGAAAAAGCCUGGGCAGUUUGCAGACAACCAGUGAUAAGGCGGAGCCUGCCCACAGGUUUACAGACUUUAAAAAAGACACAGCACAAAAGGAAAAAGGAUUGGGAGGGGAAAAGCAAACUCGUGGACUUGUUCUCGCUUACAUAGUGUUUCAUAAAUGUUCUCCCUGGCACGGAGAGGGGAAGCCAGCUCUCUGCAGCUGCUCCUUCUCUGGCCAGUGGACUGGGUCAGGCUGGUCUCCUCCUUGCUGUGAUGUUCUUCCUAGAAGGCAGGGGGCGCUGCCUUCCUUAGACCCCCGGGUGGUGGCAGAGGUCCAGGCAUGCUGCCUUCCAUCUUUGCAGUCCCAGGGCAAAAGUUGAGUGGAGGGAUCAAGAGGAGGCCUGAUGGUGUUGAGGAUUGACAGUGAAAUAGCACUUGAAUUGUGGGUUUUAGAGGCGUGUAAUGACUACAGGCAUUGGAAGAUAUUGGCCUUUAGGUUGGACAACGCAACCAGGAAGUUGUGUAUUUAUGCAUGAAGAAUGUAUAGAAAUGCAAUCACUCUGCCUAUGUUUGUGCCUGUUAGUCCCUGGGAGAAGCAAACAGCUGGCGAAAGCACUAAGGCCAACCUGGCACCCUCUGGGUGUUUGGAACUACAACUCUCAUCAGCCCCAGCCAUCCUGGCCAUGUUGGCUGAUGGGAGUUGUAGCUGAGAACACCCAGAGGGCUCUGGGUAUGCAAAGGCUGCCCUAGACGAUUGCCUAUUGACUUAGCCUCUCUCUCUCUCUCAGCUCCACCCUGGAUACCAAGAUUCCUCCAGGCAUUGCCUUGGAGUACCAAUUCACAUCCAUAAGGGCUAGAAACUUGUCUCUUUCCUUUCUCCCUCCCCCUAAACGGAAGAUGAGAUCCUUGGGAGGCCAAGUCCUCUGCUCGCUGCUGCCCAUUUCCACUCUUUGCCGUGGAACAAACACACAGUGCUGUGUGCCGCUUUUGAUUCCCCUUUCUGAAACUAUCCCCUGCCAGGCAACCCCGGCAAGAGCAAGCAGCCGGCUGAGAUAGAGGUGCUCCUCGAUUCGGAGGAGCGGCAGCCGGCGAGUCGGAAGCGUGGGCACCCGAGAGCGCGCUGCGGUGAGUGCUGGGGCCGGAGGUGGUGGUGGUGGUCGUCGCUUAGACGGGUCAUCGUCAUCGUUCUCAGACCCAGGACCCACUCGUAAGAAAAACAGGGAGCUGCCGUCUGGCCUAACACUGCCGACACGGACCGGCAGGGGCUCUCUGGGAUUUCAGGCAGGGGGUGCUCUGCAGCCCCACCUGGAGAUGCCUCCAGGGAGCUGAACCUGGGCCCUUCUGCAGGAAACAUGUGAACUGUGGCCCCUCCCUUAAAAAAACGAAAUGAGAUUCUAGUCCUCAUGGUUCUGAAUUUAAACUGGAAAAUAGGAAGCUUCCUUAUGCCAAGGGGUCUAGCUUAGUGCUGUCUCCACUGACUAGCAGCAGCUCUCCAGGGUUUCAAUUUGGGGGGCCGGGGGGAGUUUUUUCAGCCCUGCUUGGAGAUGCCAGGGAUUGAACCUGACACCUUCUGUGUGCAAAGCACCGAGCUAUGGCCCUUAAUCCCUCAACCAGCAGAACGACACCCCAUUCCAAUGUUUGUUUGUUUUUAACACACAUGUCUGGCUUUAGCCUUCUCUUUCCCAGGUGCCCAGGUGCCAAAGAGGGCGCCUCUGUACCUCUGGCUGUUGGGUAGAAGGAGGAGUCUUUGUGGCUGUAGGCUCGUCUUGUAGGGAUAAGAGCCUCAUGCGGAAAUCCCUUCUUCUGCAAAAUGUUCGGGAUGAGCGAAGCCUGGUGGCCACAGGCACUGCCUUCCACUUUAGCGUUGGAGUGGGAUAUGACUUGACUUCAGCCACCAGCUGAAGACCAUGGACUUAACCCGUGGAACUGUUUUUCCUUUAUGUACGCUUAGACCCUGAACGGCGAUCACAAGGCCAGCAGAGGCGGCACAGCUUGAGCACCAUCAAAGACAUGAGCAAGCAUCCCAGCAAGACCACAGGUUAGCAGCAGAGCUGUAAGGCUGCUUUUUAGCGUGGGGGCAGGUUUUUCCCUCCCCAAAGCAAUGGAAGCGUCUUCCGUCCAGUCACUGCCACCGUUCCUUCCCUUUGCGUGCCUAGCUGCCUCCUUGUGUGUCCACCCACAGGCUAGCGCUCCGCAGAGGCGCCAAACAUUCGUAGGAUCUUAUCUGCCUUCCUCCUUGGCUCCUUUGAAAGUCAAGUUUCUAACCUUUAAAGAGGGGCUUGACAGCAUGCCGUCAAGGUUUUGGUAAUACUGAAAACCUGAAUUUGGUGGGUUGAACGAAACCAUCCUUCAUUCUUGCAAAAGUCGCUGUGUGCCCCUUCCCCAACACAGUCAGAAUAAUUUGCAAAAUAGGUGGGGUGAAAAUGUGGGUGGGGGGUGCAGAGUAGUUUGACGUGCCUGACUUACACAGAUUGCAGAAUUUGGCUCUGCUUGGUACAGAGUACAUAUUUUUUUUGUGCUGUUGUUUUGGGAGGGGACAGAAUAGGAUUGUGGGGGUUACAUCCAACUUAAGUUUCUUCCUCAGAGUAGACCCAUUUAAACUAGUGAACCUAGUGGAGCCAUGCCCAUCACUUUAAAUGGGUCUAACUUUGAGUUUAUAGCAGUCACUUUCAGUGGUGGCAGACUCGGGACUCUUCCCAGGCCACUUGCCUCCACGGCCUUGCUUCUGCACCCUCCUUGAGUGUUUUUGUCUGGCCGGAAUAUGUACUUGAAUUCAGAUUAUGCCUCUAGCAUGUCUGGAUGGAGGAGAGAAAGUGGGGCAGGCAUGCGGGGAGUGUGAGCGUGUGUGUAAGCCAUCCUACUUGACAAAGGUCCAAUAUGCUUUGCCCUCUUUCACCUCUGGCCCCUUCCACAACCGGUGCCACUUCCACACGGCCCCCAGAAGGCUGCCCAGAAGGGAAUGCAGCCUUCGGGCUGGAAAAGUUGCCCAAUCCUUGGCUUAAUUCCUUGCUGCCUCUUUUCUUCCCAGGGAAGGAAUGGCUCUCGGAAUGUGGGGUCCCAGGCUCGGCACCUGCCGAAAUCCGUAUCUUCACGGACGGCACUUUCCCAGCUGGCUUUGCCUUGAAACUGUACUGCCGGACUCAACCGGGUGAGUAGUGCUUUGGCGGUCAUACUUAAAAAUCUCCCUGCGUGAGGGAAAGGAGAAGGAAGGAGGGAGCAGGUGAAACACGUGUGCAUUGCUGCCACUGCCGCCCGGGCCCAAACCAGAGGCACGUUACCUGUCAAAUGCAACAUGCACACAGCCAGGCUGUCACAUGGCCUCCCUGAGGAGGUGGAGGCAGAGCCGCGGUCGGGCUUGAGGGUCGGUGUCCUGGAGGCUCGGACUUGUACUGACCUCUCCCCACCCUCUGCCUCCCAUCCCAUCGACUUCUUUUUUCCCACCCUGGCAACUGGCAGUGGUGGAAGGAGCAGGGCAGGGUCAGGAAGCUGGGGGAAAAAGCUCCCUCCUUGACUGUUGCAAGUUGGGCACCCAGCAAUGUCCGGAGGGCCACAGGCUGCCCACCCCACCCUUAAAACGGAACACUGGCCACCAUGUUCUAACCCCUUAAAGCAGGUCUGGAAGACUCCAACUCCCAUCAGCCCCUGCAAGCACGGCCAACGGCUAGGGGCUAUUGAGUCCAGCAACAUCUGAGUCCCGCCCCCACCUGCAGGACUAGAGCCAAGGGGUGGAAAUGGCAGGGAGCCAGGCUUCCUUGGAAGCUGUUGGUGGUCUUGCUGUUGGCUUAAGGAGAGGUGGGACGGCCCUCUGCCUGGAAUGUUGCAGAUCACUGCUCCUUCCCACUCCGUAAUUCUGUUAUUCUGGGAUUUUGGGGGCAUGUUGAUGGCACGGGUUCCUACAGGUGGCCACAAUGUAUUAUCGAUGUUGUUGUUACAGAACCACCCCAGGACUCUGAAGCAAAGCCAGGCCCAAGGAAGAGAGCAGUGGGUAAGUCUUGCCGCUUGUUCCCAAUAAGGAACAGGCGCAAGGGGCAAAACUGGGUCGGAUUUAGGCCCACCCACCACCCACUCUUCAGCUGACUGCCAGGGGUGCUAAAUCCUGCUCUGGCUGCAAGUGCCCACAGCCAAGGCAGAAUUGAACCCAUUUUCCUGAGUGACGGCAGCUGACAGACGGGUAGGUAGGGCUGGCCAAACUGGACCCCCUGCCUGGCCAGGAUUGGCCUGCAGGCCAGAAACUCACCACCCCUGUUUUAGCACAAACGAGCGAUGUUUCUUGUCCUUGCUGUGUUAUGGUUUCCCCCCUGCUAAUUGGGAGGCUGAAUGUUAUCUCCAAUCUUGCCGGCUGUGUAUCAAAAGUCACCAAAACAAGAGCAACCUCACAUCAGGCUUAUUCCCUCCAAGCUCAGCCAAGGCUGAAGCCCAGCUGAAAACUGGACUGGAACUCCUUCCGUCUCCCAAGGCAGGAUUUUCACACCAACAUCUCUUCUCUUUAUAUAUCCCCAUUCUCAGCCCUGCCCGCCCCCUGAGCUUUCUGCUAUGCUUGGGGACUUCCCAGGGGCAUCUCUGAGGUGUAGGUACUGCCCGCCAACUUGGAUGGCUAUAAAAGAGGAUUACACAAAUUCAUGAUGCUUAAGGCUAUUCAUGACUACAAGCCACAGCUGCUCUGCUUUACUUCCAGAGUGGAAGCAGUAAAUGAAGGCAGUACAUGUCUCCGGGGACCAGCUGCUGGGGAUUCACAGAAUCACAGAGUUGGAAGGGACCAUGAGGGUCAUCUAGUCCAACCCCCUGCAAUGCAGGAAUCUUUUUGCCCAGUGUGAGGCUGGAACCCACCGCCCUGAGAUUAAGUCUCGUGCUCUGCCGACUGAUCUAUCUGGGUGGCUGGAGAGAGCACUUUUGUCCUCAAGUCCGGCUUAGCAGCCUGGAUAGCUUGAUUGGUUAGAGCAUGGUGCUGAUGAUUCCAGGGUCGCAGGUUCGAUACCCAUAUGGAACAGCUGCAUAUUCCUGCAUUUCAGGGGGUUAGACUAGAUGAUCCCCAGGGUCCCUUCCAACUCUGAUUCUGUGAUCAGCUUCCCAUAAUGGGCAUAUGGUUGGCCACCAUGAGAAUGGGAGGCUGGGCUAGAUGGGCAGUCUUUGGCUUGAUCCAACUGAGCUCUUUCUUUGCUUUCUAAUUGCUCACUUUUAGUUGUGAGAGCAGCUCAGUUGAUAGAGCACGAGACCCUUGAAUAUCAGGGUUGUGGGUUCGAGCCCCACAUUGGGCAGAACAUUUCUGCAUUGCGGAGAGUUGGGUCAGUUGACCCCCAUUGUCCCUUCCAACUCUGGGAUAGGUGGACUGAGCGAACGGCCUGUUGUUUCAAUUUGCCGCCUCUUCCUCCCCAGAUCGCAAAUGCUCUGUGUCUCUACUUCGGCUCCACUCCACGGAUCCUCCUCCCCGCCAGCUCUGCCCACCACGGGACCCUGCCCCUUGCGCCCUGGCCAACUCCCCCGGCAGCAACGCCAAAGAUUGCGACGCCAAGCCCCGCCGGCAGCGGGCGGCAGCAGGCAGCGAGGACGCCCCACUCCUGGCCAAGAGCUUCAACCCCACCUGGCGUGCCCGCUUCCUCGUGGAUUUUGACGCCGCGGCCAACCACCUGGUCUGCAUGGUGUGCGAGUACCCUCUGCGCCGCGUCUGCCUGGCCACCGUCAAGCAGCACAUCCUCCAGUGCCACGCCGAGACCCUCCACCUCCCGCGGGAGGUCCGCCGCACCAUCCGUGAAGUCUGGGAGAGCAGGGGCCAGUCCCCCUCUGCCGCCCCCAGGAAGUGA
Molecule: messenger RNA, 15196 nt
Organism: Podarcis lilfordi (Lilford's wall lizard)
Lineage: Eukaryota; Metazoa; Chordata; Lepidosauria; Squamata; Lacertidae
Source: the annotation of a GenBank genome assembly